Molecule: messenger RNA, 1147 nt
Organism: Cryptotermes secundus
Lineage: Eukaryota; Metazoa; Arthropoda; Insecta; Blattodea; Kalotermitidae
Gene: Prp18
Product: pre-mRNA-splicing factor 18
Exons: 6
Coding region: 97-1128 (343 amino acids)
Biological process (GO): RNA splicing; generation of catalytic spliceosome for second transesterification step
Cellular component (GO): U4/U6 x U5 tri-snRNP complex; U5 snRNP; U2-type post-spliceosomal complex
Source: RefSeq, a predicted model, not a curated record
CUUUUGUUGUGUUGAUGUUAGUGUAUUCUUAUUUAGUAUUUUUGUGUAGUAUGGGCUUAUUAUAAGAGUUAUUAGCAGGUGUGGGAAAUCAAAGCCAUGGAUAUAUUGAAAUUAGAAAUUCAGAGGAAGAGGAAGGAACUCGAAGAUAAGAAAUUGUUGCAGCCAUCAAAAAAGUACUUCAAGAGAGCUGAUUUGUCUCAAAAAGAGGAAGAAGAGUAUUUAAAAAAAUAUGGAUCAGAGUGUGAUGAGAUGCAAUCUGAUGUAGGCAAGCCCACAACAGGAGGGAAUGUUGCUGACGAUAGCUCAGAUCAUGCAACACUUCCAAGACGUGAUGUUAUUAGGAGGCUUAGAGAAAGGGGCGAGCCAAUCAUGCUCUUUGGUGAGACAGAAUUGGAUGCUUUUAGGAGGUUGAGACGUAGUGAAAUCCUUGAACCAGAAGUUAAUAAGGGUCUUCGUAAUGAUUUCCAAGAAGCCUUGGAGAAAGUUGAUCAGGCUUUUCUGGAUGAGAUUUUAGCUUCUCAAGUUCAGGAUGCAGAUGGUCGAUCUUCGAAUGAUGUCAAAGUACAAGAUGAUGGCAUUACAUAUGAUGAAAUUCAGAAAAUGGCAGCAAACUUGGGGAAAGGAGAUAGAGACCUUGAUAUGAAUGUCAUUACUCACUUUAUCCAGUUUCUGCUUAAGAUGUGGGGUAACCAACUCAACAGUCGGUCCCCUGCAGAAAAAAUGGGUGUAAGAGGCAAGUUGGCUUGUGCGACUUACACGCAGACGCAAGUGUACUUGAAGCCCCUACUGAGGAAACUGAAAACAAAAACUCUGCCAGAAGACAUUUCAGAUAGUCUCACAGAAAUCACAAGAUACAUGCUGGACAGAGAUUAUAUUCAGGCCAGUGACUCAUACCUACAAAUGGCUAUAGGUAAUGCACCAUGGCCAAUUGGUGUCACAAUGGUGGGUAUUCAUGCCCGAACAGGACGUGAGAAAAUUUUCUCAAAAAAUGUAGCUCAUGUAAUGAAUGACGAGACUCAGAGGAAAUACUUGCAAGGUCUCAAACGACUAAUGACAAAAUGCCAGCAGUAUUUUCCAACAGAUCCUUCCAGAUGUGUUGAAUAUACAAGAACAGAACUGUCAUCUUGAAUGUUGCAUUCCUACUUCU